Messenger RNA from Nematostella vectensis (starlet sea anemone), 672 nucleotides. Its product is annotated as 6-pyruvoyl tetrahydrobiopterin synthase. The transcript has a single exon. Gene Ontology annotation, molecular function: 6-pyruvoyltetrahydropterin synthase activity. The record is from RefSeq and is a predicted model, not a curated record. The coding region runs from base 174 to 611 and encodes 145 amino acids. Gene Ontology annotation, cellular component: mitochondrion. Gene Ontology annotation, biological process: tetrahydrobiopterin biosynthetic process. NCBI's taxonomy places the organism in Eukaryota, Metazoa, Cnidaria, Anthozoa, Actiniaria, Edwardsiidae.
GUCUAUUGAUUUAAAAGAUCACAUUAGCCUUGGAACGCUUGUGACAGAGUCAUAAGAAUAGUAAUUUUCCCGGUCAUCUUAUUGCGCUCAGGAGAUGUCAUAAAUAUCAUUGGUAGCACUGCUAGUUCAGUAAGCAUAUCUGACGCGUGCCUGCCCAAUUAACUGCUUUCCCCAUGUCCUGCGAGAGUCGUCCUUUUGUGUACAUCACACGGACCGAGACGUUCAGUGCAAGUCAUCGCCUGCACAACCCUACUCUCACAAACCAGAAGAACCAAGAGCUGUUCGGAAGGUGCAACAACAAAAAUGGACAUGGUCAUAACUAUAAAGUGAGCGUCACGGUGGCCUCAACUGUCGAUGGCACGACUGGGAUGGUCAUCAACCUCGUCACUUUGAAGGGGAAGAUCGAAGAGGUACUCGGCAAGCUGGAUCACAAGAAUCUUGAUAUGGACGUGGCGUAUUUUAAGACGGUCGUUAGCACAGCUGAAAACGUCGCCAUCUACAUCUACGACCAGUUGAAACCCCUGCUGCCUGAUGGAAGUUUGUAUGAAGUUCGACUUAUUGAGUCAGAGACUGAUGCUGCAGUGUACAGAGGAGAGAUGAGAGAGGUGUAAGGUCGUACAAACUGAGUAGUAGUAGUAGCAUGUCAUUUAAGAAAUAAAAAUAUUCUUUGCA